Amoebophrya sp. A120 is the source of this 602-nucleotide messenger RNA. NCBI's taxonomy places the organism in Eukaryota, Dinophyceae, Syndiniales, Amoebophryaceae. The record is from the annotation of a GenBank genome assembly.
CAGGUAGUUGCAAAAGAAGUUCUCCCGACGCUCACUUGGUCCGUUCCAUCCAGGAGUUGUCCGAUCUUCUCGCCACCGAAUCCGUUCGUCAAAUCGAGGCCCGGAUGAUGACCGCACGUGGCGCGACGACGCGCAAAGGCUCGAAAAGUAAAACUGUCCACGAUUAUCCCUGUCCGCUCCUCUGCUUCAUCCGCGAGUCUCACGCAGCGGCCUUUAUGGAUUGGGACGUCGGCAUUGCGCUGCCGUAUCCUGAGUAAAAACGUACCCACACCAGAGUCAGGAUGGGGAUUUUGCAACACAAACCUAGGAGUUUUGUGAGUCACGCAUGACAAGUUGCACUCUGCAGUGUAGUGCAGGUUAGCAAGUGCAGCCGCGUCACAGAUUCAUCUGCUCAUCCUGUUCACAGCAUCACAAAUUCCAAAACACGAUUGGAAAUGGCUCUCAUGGGGAUGCGCAUUACAAGUCUUCCUGUCUUUGCAAAUCUGCAUUACAACUCUGGCGUGGGUACGUUUUUACUGAGGAUAUGCCGCCCGUGUUGCUCAUCGCGGUUUUGAAAGCAGAUGGCGUCUUUUUCCCUGCAGCAGAUUCUUCGGGCCAGUUCG